ACCUCUUAGCAACUUGAAAUUCCACCACGAGAGAUAUCUUUAUUCCGCUAUUCCUGUGCAUCUGCACGGAGCCCCUAGGGCCAUAGAUUUGUGUGCAAAUGAAAUGAGGAUGUAGUCUGGGUGCCCAAGGAGGGGUGCCUUGAGUGUGGUUGUCUGUAUGCCUCCCUGAGGGUAUUUCACUUUCUGCUCCCAUCCGCCCCUAUGAGCGAGUACCUAUGAGCACAGGAUGUGCACAUAUUUGAGUCUUAUUAGUGGUACACGCAGUUUUAUCAUCUCCCCAGGUCUGUGUAUGAAAUGUGCAUGGGUGUGUGUGUGCACGCGUGUGUUCCCACUCGGGGAAUGUGGGGAGAGGUGCAUGGAGCCAAGAUGGGUGGUAAAUAGUAUGUUUCUGAAAUUAAAGGACUAAUGUGGAGGAAGGCGCCCCAGAUGUACUAAACCCUUUGCCCUUCAUCUCAUCCUCUCUGACUUGGGAAGAACCAGGAUUUUGUUUUUAAGCCCUUGGGCAUACAGUUGUUCCAUCCCGACAUGAACUCAGCCUCCCGUCUGACCGCCCCUUGGCCUUCCUUCUUCCUCGAUCUGUGGAACCCAGGGAAUCUGCCUAGUGCUGUCUCCAAGCACCUUGGCCAUGAUGUAAACCCAGAGAAAUUAGCAUCUCCAUCUCCUUCCUUUUUCCCCACCCAAAAGUCAUUUCCUCUUAGUUCAUUACCUGGGAUUUUGAUGUCUAUGUUCCCUCCUCGUUAUUGAUACACACACAGAGAGAGACAAACAAAAAAGGAACUUCUUGAAAUUCCCCCAGAAGGUUUUGAGAGUUGUUUUCAAUGUUGCAACAAGUCAGUUUCUAGUUUAAGUUUCCAUCAGAAAGGAGUAGAGUAUAUAAGUUCCAGUACCAGCAACAGCAGCAGAAGAAACAACAUCUGUUUCAGGGCCAUUGGACUCUCCAUCCUGCCCAGAGCAAGAUGUGUCACCAGCAGUUGGUCAUCUCUUGGUUUUCCCUGGUUUUUCUGGCAUCUCCCCUCGUGGCCAUAUGGGAACUGAAGAAAGAUGUUUAUGUCGUAGAAUUGGAUUGGUAUCCGGAUGCCCCUGGAGAAAUGGUGGUCCUCACCUGUGACACCCCUGAAGAAGAUGGUAUCACCUGGACCUCGGACCAGAGCAGUGAGGUCUUAGGCUCUGGCAAAACCCUGACCAUCCAAGUCAAAGAGUUUGGAGAUGCUGGCCAGUACACCUGUCACAAAGGAGGCGAGGUUCUAAGCCAUUCACUCCUGCUGCUUCACAAAAAGGAAGAUGGAAUUUGGUCCACUGAUAUUUUAAAGGACCAGAAAGAACCCAAAACUAAGACCUUUCUAAGAUGCGAGGCCAAGAAUUAUUCAGGACGUUUCACCUGCUGGUGGCUGACGACAAUCAGUACUGAUUUGACAUUCAGUGUCAAAAGCAGCAGAGGCUCUUCUGACCCCCAAGGGGUGACGUGCGGAGCUGCUACACUCUCUGCAGAGAGGGUCAGAGGGGACAACAAGGAGUAUGAGUACUCAGUGGAGUGCCAGGAGGACAGUGCCUGCCCAGCUGCUGAGGAGAGUCUGCCCAUUGAGGUCAUGGUGGAUGCUGUUCACAAGCUCAAGUAUGAAAACUACACCAGCAGCUUCUUCAUCAGGGACAUCAUCAAACCUGACCCACCCAAGAACUUGCAGCUGAAGCCAUUAAAGAAUUCUCGGCAGGUGGAGGUCAGCUGGGAGUACCCUGACACCUGGAGUACUCCACAUUCCUACUUCUCCCUGACAUUCUGCGUUCAGGUCCAGGGCAAGAGCAAGAGAGAAAAGAAAGAUAGAGUCUUCACGGACAAGACCUCAGCCACGGUCAUCUGCCGCAAAAAUGCCAGCAUUAGCGUGCGGGCCCAGGACCGCUACUAUAGCUCAUCUUGGAGCGAAUGGGCAUCUGUGCCCUGCAGUUAGGUUUUGAUCCAGGAUGAAAAUUUGGAGGAAAAGUGGAAGAUAUUAAGCAAAAUGUUUAAAGACACAACGGAAUAGACCCAAAAAGAUAAUUUCUAUCUGAUUUGCUUUAAAAUGUUUUUUUUAGGAUCACAAUGAUAUCUUUGCUGUAUUUGUAUAGUUAGAUGCUAAAUGCUCAUUGAAACAAUCAGCUAAUUUAUGUAUAGAUUUUCCAGCUCUCAAGUUGCCAUGGGCCUUCAUGCUAUUUAAAUAUUUAAGUAAUUUAUGUAUUUAUUAGUAUAUUACUGUUAUUUAAUGUUUGUCUGCCAGGAUGUAUUGAAUGUUUCAUGACCCGGUCCAUCAGGAUCAGUCCCUAUUAUGCAAAAUGUGAAUUUAAUUUUAUUUAUACUGACAACUUUUCAAGCAAGGCUGCAAGUACAUCAGUUUUAUGACAAUCAGGAAGAAUGCAGUGUUCUGAUACCAGUGCCAUCAUACACUUGUGAUGGAUGGGAACGCAAGAGAUACUUACAUGGAAACCUGACAAUGCAAACCUGUUGAGAAGAUCCAGGAGAACAAGAUGCUAGUUCCCAUGUCUGUGAAGACUUCCUGGAGAUGGUGUUAAUAAAGCAAUUUAGGGCCACUUACACUUCUAAGCAAGUUUAAUCUUUGGAUGCCUGAAUUUUAAAAGGGCUAGAAAAAAAUGAUUGACGAGCCUGGGAAACAUAACAAGACCCCGUCUCUACAAAAAAAAUUUAAAAUUAGCCAGGCGUGGUGGCUCAUGCUUGUGGUCCCAGCUGUUCAGGAGGAUGAGGCAGGGGGAGCUCUUGAGCCCAGGAGGUCAAGGCUAUGGUGAGCUGUGAUUGUGCCACUGCAUACCAGCCUAGGGGACAGAAUGAGACCCUGUCUCAAAAAAAAAAAAAAAUGAUUGAAAUUAAAAUUCAGCUUUAGCUUCCAUGGCAGUCCUCACCCCCACCUCUCUAAAAGACACAGGAGGAUGACACAGAAACACCAUAAGUGUCUGGAAGGCAAAAAGAUCUUAAGAUUCAAAAGAGAGGACAAGUAGUUAUGGCUAAGGACAUGAAAUUGUCAGAAUGGCAGGUGACUUCUUAACAGCCAUGUGAGAAGCAGACAGAUGCAAAGAACAUCUGGAAUCCCUUUCUCAUUAGCAUGAAUGAACCUGAUACACAAUUAUGACCAGAAAGUAUGGCUCCAUGAAGGUGCUACUUUUAAGUAAUGUAUGUGCUCUCUGUAAAGUGAUUACAUUUGUUUCCUGUUUGUUUAUUUAUUUAUUUAUUUUUGCAUUCUGAGGCUGAACUAAUAAAAACUCUUCUUUGUAAUCA
Messenger RNA from Pan troglodytes (chimpanzee), 3259 nucleotides. RefSeq names its product interleukin 12B (gene IL12B). The transcript is spliced from 8 exons. Gene Ontology annotation, cellular component: membrane. NCBI's taxonomy places the organism in Eukaryota, Metazoa, Chordata, Mammalia, Primates, Hominidae. Gene Ontology annotation, molecular function: cytokine receptor activity; protein binding. The record is from RefSeq and is a predicted model, not a curated record. Bases 957 to 1943 code for a protein of 328 amino acids.